This is a messenger RNA of Mastomys coucha (southern multimammate mouse), 1839 nucleotides long. It is a transcript of the gene Kbtbd13, whose product is annotated as kelch repeat and BTB domain containing 13. Gene Ontology annotation, molecular function: protein binding. The record is from RefSeq and is a predicted model, not a curated record. The transcript has a single exon. Bases 1 to 1377 code for a protein of 458 amino acids. Lineage: Eukaryota; Metazoa; Chordata; Mammalia; Rodentia; Muridae.
AUGCCCCCAGGCCCCGAGGUCCCGGUGCAGGUGUGGGUGGACGGCCAACUCUUCCAGGCCGAGCAGUCGCUGCUGGUGGAGCACUGUGGCUUCUUCCGCGGGCUUUUCCGCUCUGGCAUGCGGGAGGCGCGCGCCGCUGAAGUGCGCCUGGGCGCGCUGAGCGCGGCGGGCUUCGGCACUGCGCUGCGGGUGCUGCGCGGGGAGCGGCCGGCCCUGGCGGCGGAGGACGAGCUGCUGCAGGCGGUGGAGUGCGCUGCGUUCCUGCAGGCGCCCGUGCUCGCGCGUUUCCUGGAGCACAGCGUUACAUCGGACAACUGCUCGCUGCUGUGCGACGCGGCCGCCGCCUUCGGCCUGCGCGACGUGCUCCACAGCGCUGCUCUCUUCAUCCGCGACGGAUCGCACGAGCUGGUGGCACAGCUGGAGCUGCCCGAGGCCCGAGCCUACGUGGCGGCGUUGCGACCCAGCACCUACGUGGCGGUGAGCACGCACACGCCCGCACCCGGCUUCCUAGAGGAUGCGUCGCGCACCAUGUGCUUCCUGGACGAGGAGGAGGACGCGUGGCGCACGCUGGCCGCGCUGCCCCUGGAGGCCAGCACGCUGCUGGCGGGUGUGGCCACCCUGGGCAACAAGCUCUACAUCGUGGGUGGCGUGUGUGGUGCCAGCAAGGAAGUAGUGGAGCUGGGCUUCUGUUACGACCCGGAGGGUGGCACCUGGUGCGAGUUCCCCAGCCCGCACCAACCCCGCUAUGAUAUGGCGCUGGCUGGCUUCGAAGGGCGCCUCUAUGCCAUUGGUGGCGAAUUCCAGAGGACACCCAUGAGCUCCGUGGAAUGCUAUGACCCGGCCACGGGUUGCUGGAGCUUCGUGGCGGACUUGCCACAGCCGGCUACAGGGGUUCCCUGCGCCCAGGCGCGUGGCCGCCUCUUUGUGUGCCUGUGGAGGCCUGCAGACAUCACUGCCGUUGUGGAGUACGUGGUGCAGAUGGACAAGUGGCUGCCGGUGGCUGAACUGUGUCGUUCUCAGAGCUACGGUCACUUUAUGGUGGCCCAUCGCGACAGUCUCUACGUAGUUCGAAAUGGACCUUCCGAUGAUUUCCUGCACUGUGCCAUCGAUUGCCUCAACUUGGUCACAGGCCAGUGGACAUCCCUACCUGGCCAGUUUGUCAACAGCAAGGGAGCACUCUUCACGUCUGUAGUGCGUGGGGACACCGUUUAUACUGUCAACCGUGUAUCCACGUUGGUCUAUGCUAUUGAAGAUGGUACCUGGCGGCUGCUCAGGGAAAAGGCUGGCUUUCCUCGACCUGGCUCUUUACAGACCUUUCUUCUGCGGCUGCCUCCUGGCACUACUGGGCCUGUGGCCACCGCGCUGCCAGAGUUGUGAGCUUGGAAUGACUUCAGCGUCUCCAUGAGCCUUGGCUGUGUCCUUGUGAGCCUUGGCUGUGUGCGCGUGGAUUGGGGAGCUCUUGGGAACUUCUUUUUCCCUAUUAAGACACUCAGGCUUGCUUUCCGGUGGUGCGGAUGUCCACGAAGCCCUGAGCAACGCAAGUGCCAGCGUCCUCAAAUCUCUUGGGCUCUGUUGAUAGCUGGUGGGUCACCAUCUCAGGGAAAAGGGCGGGGUUACAAUUUGGACAAUCCAGACUUGUAGGCGAAUACAAGCUAUAGCUAGAAGCGGGUUAAGUGAUGUUAAACCAAACUGCUAAUUAAGAGGCACAAUGUUGGGUUGUAGUUGUCAGCUGCCGGCACAGAAAGCUUGGAGACAAUACCAGCUUUCUUCAUACAAAGGUCAGGAUGAUAAAAACAGGUCUACACAUAAUUUGCCUCCACCCACAAACUGACAGCAACA